CUUACUUCCUCACUCACUCACUCAAAUUAAUAAAUCAAAUAAUUAAUACGGCGAGCUGGUGUUCAAACCAACUACAAUGAGAGCAAAUCUGUCGCAGUCAGUCCAAUCCUCAUAUGACUCCCAGCCAUUUAAAAUUUGAUGAGCAGUUUCUUUUCUUUUUUUGGAGAGCUCCUUGGAUUGAUCCCAGUCUUUUCCAGUCAUGAAGAACAGGAGGGAAUAUGUGGAAUACCGGAGCGCGAUUAUAGUGGUUCUCUUCUGGAUUCAGAGCUCUUUCGGGAUGCCCCAUGUCAUACGGAUAGGGGGGAUUUUCGAACAGAUGGAUGGACCUGUGGCUCUCGUUAGUUCUGAGGAACUGGCCUUCAAGUUUGCUGUUAAUAACAUCAACAGGAACAGGACGUUAUUACCUAACACGACGCUAACAUACGACAUUCAGAGGAUUAAUAUCUAUGACAGUUUUGAGGCCUCCAGAAAAGCGUGCGACCAGCUGUCUUUAGGUGUAGUGGCAAUAUUUGGACCGUCUCACAGCUCCUCGUCCAACGCCGUACAGUCCAUCUGCAAUGCCCUGGAGGUGCCACACAUUCAAGUGCGAUGGAAACACCACCCGAUGGACAACAGGGACACGUUUUACGCCAACCUGUACCCGGAUUACUCCUCCCUCAGCUACGCCAUCUUAGACCUGGUGCAGUUCCUCAAGUGGAAGACGGCCACCGUGGUUUACGAUGACAGCACAGGUUUAAUCAGACUCCAGGAGUUAAUUAUGGCUCCAUCCAGGUAUAACAUCAGGUUGAAGAUCCGACAGCUCCCUCUGGACACCGUGGACACCAGGCCACUGCUCAAAGAGAUGAAACGGAGCAGAGAGUUUCGCAUUAUCUUCGACUGCAGCCACACCAUGGCCGCGCAGAUCCUCAAGCAAGCGCAGAUGAUGGGGAUGAUGACCGAGUACUAUCACUACAUCUUCACCACUCUGGAUCUCAUGGCCAUAAACCUGGAGCCGUACCGCUUCUGCGGCGUCAAUAUGACCGGCUUUCGCAUCCUAAACGUGGACAAUCCUCAGGUCGCCUCCAUUGUGGAGAAGUGGUCCCUCGAGAGGCAGAUCCCGCCAAAACCAGACUCCGGACUCCUAGAAGGGAUCAUGACGACAGAUGCUGCUCUGACGUACGACGCGGUCCACAUCGUGUCGGUCUCUUACCAGCACGCGCCGCAGAUGACUGUCAACUCGCUGCAGUGUCAUCGCCACAAACCCUGGAGGUUCGGAGGCCGCUUCAUGAGUUUCAUUAAAGAGUCUCACUGGGAUGGCCUGACCGGACGGCUGUGCUUCAACAGAACCACAGGUCUACGCACAGACUUUGAUCUUGACAUUGUCAGUCUUAAGGAGGACGGCCUUCAAAAGGUGGGCAAGUGGAGUGCAUCCGGAGGGCUCAACAUCACAGAGGUUCCACGGCAGAACGGCAUGAACAUCACAGACUCGCUCUCCAACCGCUCGCUGGUCAUCACCACCAUACUGGAGGAGCCAUACGUCAUGCUUAAGAAGUCUGACAAGGCACUCGUCGGCAAUGACCGCUUUGAGGGCUUCUGCAUUGACCUGCUUAAGGAGUUGGCCAGCAUUCUGGGCUUCUCCUACGAAAUCCACUUGGUGCCGGACGGAAAGUAUGGCUUUCAAGACGACAAGGGCCAGUGGAACGGGAUGAUAAGGGAACUCAUGGAACACAGAGCUGACCUUGCUGUGGCUCCCCUCACCAUCACCUUCAUGCGAGAGAAAGCCAUUGACUUCUCCAAACCUUUCUUGAACACUGGCAUCAGUAUCCUGUACCGGAAACCCAACAGCACCAACUCCGGCUUCUUCUCGUUCCUGAACCCCAUGACUCCUGAUAUCUGGGUUUACAUCCUGUUGGCCUACCUGGGGGUCAGCUGCGUGCUCUUUGUCAUCGCCAGGUUCAGUCCUUACGAGUGGUACGAUGCCCAUCCGUGCAACCCAGGCUCCGAUGUGGUAGAAAACAACUUCACCCUUCUCAACAGCUUCUGGUUCGGCGUCGGCUCCCUCAUGCAGCAAGGUUCAGAACUGAUGCCUAAAGCUCUCUCGACCCGAAUCAUCGGAGGAAUCUGGUGGUUCUUCACCCUCAUCAUCAUCUCCUCCUACACAGCCAACCUGGCAGCCUUCCUCACCGUGGAGAGGAUGGAUUCGCCCGUGGACUCGGCCGAUGACCUGGCCAAACAGACCAAAAUAGAGUACGGCGUAGUCAAAGACGGAGCAACCAUGUCCUUCUUUAAGAAAUCCCGAGUGUCGACGUUUGAGAAGAUGUGGGCUUUUAUGAGCAGCAGACAGAGCACAUCGUUUGUCAAGUCCAUUGAAGACGGGAUUCAGAGAGUGUUGAAAUCAGACUACGCUCUGCUAAUGGAAUCAACAACCAUCGAGUAUGUGACGCGCAGGAACUGCAAUCUCACACAGGUCGGCGGCAUCAUCGAUAGUAAAGGUUAUGGCAUCGGCACCCCCAAAGGCUCGCCGUACCGGGAUAAAAUUACCAUUGCUAUCCUGGGUAUUCUGGAAGACGGCCGUCUGCACAUGCUGAAGGAGAAGUGGUGGAGCGGCAGCAGCUGUCUGGAGGACGAGCGCUACGAGACGGGGCCCAUGGGCAUCCAGAACCUGGGCGGCAUCUUCAUUGUGCUGGCGUCUGGCCUGGUGCUGUCCGUGUUUGUGGCUAUAGGAGAGUUCAUCUACAAGCUGCGGAAAACCGCGGAGCGUGAACAGGUCUUUCUGCAGUGCGGUGAUGGAAGAGAUCAGACUGUCGUUCACGUGCGAGAGACGGGUGAAGCACAAGCCCCACCGGCCGCCGCCAGCCAUGCUGAAGACGGACGCAGUGAUCAACAUGCACUCCUUCAGCGACCGUCGCCUGCCCGGAAAGGACAGCAUGAGCUGCAGCACCGCGAUGACGCCCGUGUUUCCAUGACUUGCCUGGGCGACGGGCACCUGAGGCACGUCCCCGGCGCCGUGCCGGAGAGCAGGGACUACGGCUCCGAGAUGAUCACAGCAUUCACCAUCAACCGCAGAGACAUACGACACCAAAUGGCCAGUCAGAACGGCGGCAGUAGCAGCAAGCCAGGUAGUGACCACAUCCUCAAACCAAUGUAUCCCACCAUGCCAUUGCGAGAGGGAGGCCGAUCGGUGUCCUUCCUGUGAGAGAGCGAGCCACGUCUGCCAAAACCAUACCAUCCGCGCCCGAGUCUGAUGUUUACAAACGGCGAUGGACACCCCACCACUCAAUCAUCAAAAUGACAACACGUGUUUCUCGUAUAUGUGGGAAAAGAGGCUUUUUUGUUGAGCAUGGCAAUAAACGAAACUACGGACAGAUUUGAAUGGAUGUAGUUUUCUUAGAGUAUCAUUUAUAGCACAUCGAGUUCAUUUCUGACGAUCUUUGAGAUUUUGGAUCUUCGAGAUGCUGCGGCGUUUUGGUUUGGGGGUGUAAAAACAGUCUGUGAAUGCGAUGUACAUUAGAGCAGUGUGUCCCAACCCUGUUCCUGAAGACACGCCAACAGUACACAUCAACUCUUCAGAACAUUAAAAGAGACUCCGACACCUGAAAUCAAUGGGUCAGGUAAGGGAGACAUCCAUAAUAAGUACUGUCGAUGUGCCUCCAGGAACAUGGUUGGAAAACACUGCAUUAGAGAUUUGCGUCGGACUUUAGGAAGAACUUAGAUUAGCACCACAGCAGCCAGACUGAUCUGCUAGAAUAGUAAAAAAGUAAAUAAAACGUAAACUGCGAGCUCCUAAACGUAGAGCCAUGGGAAAUGCACAAACAGGGUUGAUUUCAUCCGAGCCACAUGUAAACCAAUUGAUAAACGAGUACGAGGUCUGUACGGCAGUUUUGAACUAGACUUGCGGCCAUUUUGAUUGAUCCGUGCUUCAUACGUUGCCAGCAGAUGCUUUUUUUUUUUUUUACGCAGCGAGAUGUAAUGGUAAUGACGGAUAAACACAACAGUUGCCAAAGAUCUGUCGUCCAAAUGGAUUUAAACACUUGAAACGCAGCUUCCCCUGCAGACGAGAGCGCCAUUUUGCCUCCGCUGUGUUUGUUAAAUGAGUGAUUCCUGAGAAUCACAGCCCUCGUUUCCACAAGAAUCACUUCGUACAGAGGAUUCAACUGGAAACACGGAGAAUGCCAUAUGGUGGAGAGCUGAUAUAAAGGAAACGAGACGGUUUUAGGACAUACACAAGUGAGGAUUUCUCUUGUCGUGUAUCUGCUCUGUAUGUCAGCUAGGAUUACAAUGGCCAUCUGCAUCUGCGUUUUCUCUAUGUUGACUUGUUUGAAGUAGCUGAUAUAGCCAUCAUCAAAACACGAAUUUAGAACCUGCUGUUUUUAUUAUUAUUACUUUUUUUUUGGCUUCACUGUCUGUUCGACAUGAUCUCACGGCAAUUCGUAAGUUUUUGAUUUAGUGGCUAAUUCAUAUGAAUUCACAUGAUCUCAUUCG
Danio aesculapii is the source of this 4461-nucleotide messenger RNA. RefSeq names its product glutamate ionotropic receptor kainate type subunit 3 (gene grik3). Gene Ontology annotation, molecular function: transmitter-gated monoatomic ion channel activity involved in regulation of postsynaptic membrane potential; kainate selective glutamate receptor activity. Gene Ontology annotation, biological process: monoatomic ion transport; modulation of chemical synaptic transmission; synaptic transmission, glutamatergic. NCBI's taxonomy places the organism in Eukaryota, Metazoa, Chordata, Actinopteri, Cypriniformes, Danionidae. Gene Ontology annotation, cellular component: postsynaptic membrane; plasma membrane; kainate selective glutamate receptor complex. The record is from RefSeq and is a predicted model, not a curated record. The transcript has 16 exons. The coding region runs from base 200 to 3175 and encodes 991 amino acids.